Molecule: messenger RNA, 2067 nt
Organism: Alternaria burnsii
Lineage: Eukaryota; Fungi; Ascomycota; Dothideomycetes; Pleosporales; Pleosporaceae
Product: lysophospholipase-like protein
Exons: 1
Coding region: 1-2067 (688 amino acids)
Biological process (GO): arachidonate metabolic process
Cellular component (GO): membrane
Source: RefSeq, a predicted model, not a curated record
AUGGAUUUUUCGAACCCCGAAAGAAAUCCAAAUGCGCCGUUACGCCUGCUAUCGUUGGACGGAGGGGGUGUACGAGGACUAUCGUCGUUGCUGGUACUUGAGAACCUAAUGGAGAAUAUAGCUUUGGAGGAGAAGAGACUAGGAAGGAGAGCAAUGAACGACCACGAACCGCUCAAACCAUGUGACUACUUCGAUCUUAUUGGCGGAACGUCGACGGGUGGAAUCAUAGCUAUCAUGCUUUCGCGGUUACGACUCAACUGCAAAGACUGUAUUGCGGUGUACAGUAAACUAGCCGAGCAGAUAUUCAAGCACGACAGAUCGCUCAAGGCCUUUGGCAUGAAGAUCCCAACAGGAGCCAGUCGCUUCUCAGGCACCGUCCUUGCAAACGCCAUCAAGACUGCACUGAAAGAUCUAGGUUUCGAUCCAAACGAACUCAUGUGGGACGAAGCACUGUUUGAAGAGGUGGACGAAGCGAAUGAUUUACCCAGGGACAGCAUCUGGGCAGACGCAGCACCAGCCCCCCUCAUCACAGAGAGCCCAGUAGCCACACUCAAGAACUCAGAAUGCUCGCUAGCCUCCGGACCCCCCGAUAGCAUGGAUAGCACCAUAGCUCCGUCAACAUUGUACAGCGACAGUCCAUUUGGUCCUAGAAAACCGAUGCGAAGCGCAACCUGGAAACUGCACCACCGGCAAUCUGUCCACAGAAAAGCAAACGCAAAAGGCUGCCGCGGUUUUGUCCUCACGUCUCUCAAGAAUGCUCUAGGUCUCCCCAGAAUUCUCUCAACAUACGACCCCAACGACCGAACGACCCGUAUCUGGGAAGCCCUUCGCGCCACCUCUGCAGCACCAACCUUCUUCGAGGAAAUGCAAUUCGGCACACCAAAAGUCACCUAUCUAGAUGGUGGCGUAGGCUUCAACAACCCCUGCGCAGAAGUCGACUAUGCAGCAAAAGCCCUUUGGGAAGGCCGCUCAAUCGGCGUCAUAGUCUCCGUAGGAACAGGUCUACAAUCCAUACCCAGCGUAAAGAAAAUGGCAUCCUGGCUGCCCUUCGGCCUCGGAACAGACAUUUCCAUUGCAAGCGCCCUUACCGGAAUGGCCACAUCUACCGCCCGCGUCGACAACGAAAUGAAGCGCAUGUACAACAACAGCGACACAAAGUACUUCCGCUUCGACGUUGAUCGCGGGCUCGCAGACGUCAGUCUAGAGCAGUGGAUGAAGGAAGAUGAAAUGGCGUCCCUAACCGAACUCUACAUGAACGAUGGCGAGCAAAUCCGGUCGGCCAAGGACUUUGGUCAACGCAUGGCGAAACUCUCGGCGCUCCCGCCCAGAUUCGAAAUCAGCGCUAGUCACUUCCGGCUUGGAAUGACGGGACGUGGUUUAAUGGAUUCGUCGUUUCAACUCGCGCAGGUGGAUUUUAAAACGGGGAUGCCACUUGGUGUAAGCCCGCAUCUAGAAGACCUACCGAAGAUGUCACAAUACCGUGAUUUAUCGCCGAGUGGGGAAAGCGGUCUUGCGAUUGAUAAUGAGACGGGGAGGUUGAAGCGGGUUUACCCUGUUGCCGAGGAUCUGGAUCACGAUGGGCGACGCGAGGAAGCGGCAGUGUAUCAGUGUAUCAAGGCUGAUAAUGUUUGCCUCCGGACGAUCAAGACGGGGAUUCCGCAGGGGAAAUACAAGGUCCAGUUCCUCGUCUCGUUUCACAGCAGUUCGUAUACACCGCCUCGGGAUCUCGUCUUUAGCGUUGGGAAACCGUUUGAUCCGAAUACGUUCUCGCAACGGUAUGUUGAUGUCAAGAUUACGCCGGAUGUAGGCAGUGUGUUGUUGCAUCCGGAUGCUGUGAGGGUAAGGGUGGGGUCGAAGCGGUAUGAAGAGUUCAAGGGGAAAGGGUGGGUGGAGAUUGAGGGGGAUAUCGAGGUUAGUGUAGGGUUGGAUGGGGCGCUGGGGUUUAUCGUUAGUAAGAGGUUUGAAGAGGGCGUCUUUGUUGAUGGCUGGAGUUUUGGCGGCGUGAGGUUGGAGCCUGUUUUUGGGAGUGCGCCGGUGCGGAUAGAUAGUCCGCGGAUCUUGACAUGA